This is a messenger RNA of Microcebus murinus (gray mouse lemur), 773 nucleotides long. It is a transcript of the gene CCDC200, whose product is annotated as coiled-coil domain containing 200. The record is from RefSeq and is a predicted model, not a curated record. Lineage: Eukaryota; Metazoa; Chordata; Mammalia; Primates; Cheirogaleidae.
AGUGGGGUUGGGUGGCAGGAAACAGAGGUGGUGGGGGCAGUGGGGCAGUGUCCUGGGCGCUGUCUGUCCCCAUCCUGCUCCGGGCCUUCCAGUAUCCCACCAUCAUGGGUAGUGCCUACCACUGGGAGGCCAGGCGUAGGCAGAUGGCUUUGGAUCGAAGGAGGUGGCUGAUGGCCCAGCAUCAGGAGCAGCAGCAACAGCAGGAACAGAACAAACUCCAAGAGGAGGAAGACCAGCUGGAGAAAAUCACCCAGCCACCCCAGCAGACGAAGGAGCCACAUCCGGCACCGGCAAAAGCACAAACACCGGAGCAGCAGCCAAAGUUCCCAGCUCCACAGCCGCCACGGGCGCAGCCACAGCUAAUACCGCCCCCGCCGCCGCCGCCGCCGCCCCCGCCGCCGCCGCCACAGCCACCACAGCCGCCACAGCCGCCACCCCAGCCGCCACUGCAGCCGAUGCAACAAAAUGCUCAAACCUGUUUUCCUCCGGGGCCCCCCAAGUGCAAUCUCCAGGAUUCCCAGAUGCCAGGUCUCAGAGCCCCGUACGAAACUGGCCCUACCACAAACACUGGGUAUUCACGACUCAAGUCUACGAAUUAUCUGCAGCAAUGGUGAUCCAGAGAUCGAACCUAAGACCCCACCAGCCAUCGUGAAAAAGCAGAUGACCAACCCCACCUCCUUACCACCCAGCAAUAUCUCCACUCCAAAAGCCAUCCACUCUGGAAGAGGGAGCUAGCUGGGGAUAAAGUGUGAUUUCUUCCUGGAAAGAAUCAA